Messenger RNA from Amaranthus tricolor (Joseph's coat), 3613 nucleotides. Its product is annotated as probable receptor-like protein kinase At5g39020. Lineage: Eukaryota; Viridiplantae; Streptophyta; Magnoliopsida; Caryophyllales; Amaranthaceae. The transcript is spliced from 6 exons. The record is from RefSeq and is a predicted model, not a curated record. Gene Ontology annotation, biological process: protein phosphorylation. Bases 312 to 3401 code for a protein of 1029 amino acids. Gene Ontology annotation, molecular function: nucleic acid binding; ATP binding; protein kinase activity.
AGGAGCCCUUGGUUUUAAUUUGUGGUGAAUCUGUAUCAAAUUAAUCCUUGGAUCAGCCAUUUUCAAGUUGUUCAAUUCAACAUAUCUUUUCUUAGUUCUUCUUAUUACAAAACCCACAAAAAUCACAAAAAAAAACAUUUUAUAAUAUCACCUACACUUCAGCCUUAAUUGCUGAAAUUUCGAAACCUCAAAACAUACGUGUGCAUAUAGUUUGGUCCUUGUUCAAAACAUAGCCAACCUAUAUCAUCUUGGUAUCAGAGCCAAGGCUACGCUCCUAGCCUUAAUUUCGUUCAUUCACAAAGCAAAACACCAUGUCUCAAAGUGGUGAAGGAGAAACAAGUGAUUUGAGCAGAAUUGUUGAAGAGCAAAAUGCCACCAUUAAUUACUUACGAGCCCAACUUAAAGAGUUUUUAGACCUAAAACGCACCUUAAGGGAAGGUGGGUAUUAUGAAUCUGAAAGUCCUAAAGUUAAUAGGCAAACAAGCCGUGGAGAUGAUCUUAAAGUCGACAUUCCAGAAUUUGAAGGAAGAUUAGAUGGAGAUGAGUUCCUUGAAUGGGUAAGAACUGUUGAAAGAGUAUUUGAUUACAAGAAUACAGAUGAAGAAAAGAAGGUAAAGAUAGUAGCCUUAAAAUUGCGCAAAUAUGCUUCUACUUGGUGGGCUAACAAAUGUGCAAAACGAGAAAGAGAAGGGAAAGACAAGAUUAGAUCAUGGGAAAAGAUGAAGAAGCAAAUGAAGGAAAAGUUUCUGCCUUCAUACUACAUGCAAGAGAAUUUCACCAAACUUCAACAUCUACAACAAGAUGGCAGGAGUGUAGAAGAGUAUGGUCGAGAGUUCGAGACAAUGAUCAUGAGAUGCGACCUGAAGGAGGAUGAUCAUCAAACUUUGGUAAGAUUUUUAAAUGGUUUAGAUUCAAAAAUCAGAAACAUUGUUGAAUUACAACCUUAUGCUUGCCUUGAUGAUUUAAUUAACCUUGCACAUAAAGUGGAUAAACAACAAAGAACUAAAAUGAAGGAAACCUCACGUUUCACUUCAGCAAGAACUACCAAUUUCAAUUCCUACCAAGAGAACACUCCCCAUUCCUAUUCUAAAGCCCAUUCACAAGAUUCAACAGCUUUGCAAAACAAUAAUUCAAAGCAGCCCCUAAGCAUGCCCAAUACACCCAAACCAAACACCAAUUCAUUCACACCUAGGAGAUGUUUUAAGUGUCAAGGCCUAGGACAUAUUUCUUCCGAAUGCCCAAACCGAAAAAUGGUGAACUUGGUUGAAUUUGAUGAUCAUCAAGAGGAAAACGAGGAGGAUUUCUGUGACGAUGCUGAACUUGAUGAGGAAAUAAUAUACCCGGAUGAAGGAGAAUUAUUGGUUAUGCGAAGAGCUCUUAGUGGGGUCAAAGCCAAAGAUCCAAACCCACAAAGGGAAGCAAUAUUCCACACAAAAUGUACAGUUAAAGGUAAGAUCUGUUCGCUUAUCAUUGAUGGAGGAAGUUGCACUAAUGUCGCUUCAAAGACUAUGGUGGACAAGCUUAAUCUCACCGCCACUCCACACCCCAAGCCAUACAUGAUUCAAUGGUUGAAUCAAAACAAAGCUAUGGAAAAUAUUAUCCGGUUGAACGUUGGCGGGCCGACUGUGGAUCCGAGUGAGGAUUCCGGACUUCGCCGGACUUGGUUCGGCAUAGACGAUGACUACAUGAUUUAUGGUCUAAACUCCACAAUAUCCUACGACGAUACUACAAUCAAUUAUACGGUUGCAACACUAUCGUAUACGGCGCCAGAAUUAGUGUACUUGACAAUGAGGGAGAUGGGACCAUAUGUUGGAGAAUUGAAGAAAAACCAAAAUUUGACAUGGUUGUUCGAGGUCGAUGUUGGAUUUAAUUAUCUUGUGAGGCUCCAUUUUUGCGAGUUAGAUUCCACAAUCAACAGCAAUGACCAAAGAAGUUUCGACGUUAGUAUCAACAAUCAAAUGGGUGCACAUGAUAUUGAUGUUUUUGCGCUAACUGGUGGCAUUUUCAUUCCAAUGUAUCGAGAUUUCGUUACGCUCUUUGAAGGUAGUGAUACCAUCAUAGCUAGUGUCGAAACCAGAGGUCUUCUUUCAGUGACACUUACUCCCGACCCUACCACAACGUAUAAUGAUGUCAUGCUCAAUGGAUUGGAGAUUUUCAAGUUAAGUUCUUCAAAUGGUUCUCUUGCUGCACCAAAUCCUACUCUUGCUGCACCAAAUCCUACUUUCCCUUUACAAAGACAUGAACAUGGUCUAACCAAAAUCAUGAUCAUCUUCAUCAUACUUGGAAUUGGAAUAGGCAUAUGCAUGUUAAUUGCACUAAUCCUCUUGUACAAAAAGAUGAACUCGAUGAUCGAGAAAAGUAAAGAAAUUGAAACAUUGUUGAAACAACAUGGAUCCCUCGGUCCAAAGAGGCAUACUUAUGCAGAUUUGAAGAGAAUUACAAACUCCUUCAAAAUCAAGCUAGGUGAAGGAGGUUACGGUAUUGUAUACAAAGGAAAACUACAUUGUGGGGAUCAAGUGGCAGUGAAAAUUCUCAAGAGAUCAUCGAAUCGAGAUAUGGAUAUGGUGGAAUUCAUCAAUGAAGUUGCAAGUAUCGGAAACACCAAUCAUAAAAACAUUGUGAAACUCCUAGGCUUUUGUUACGAGGGUUCAAAACGCGCUCUUAUAUAUGACUACAUGCCUUGCGGAUCUCUUGAAAAGUUCACACAUGGGGGCAGAGACGAAAACAAUCAACAACUCUCAUGGAAAAGUUUAUUUGAAAUCGCGAUUGGGAUUGCAAGAGGGCUAGAGUACUUGCACCAAGGGUGCAACACGAGAAUAUUACACUUUGACAUUAAGCCCCAAAACAUUCUAUUAGACGAGAAUUAUUGCCCCAAGAUAUCUGAUUUUGGCCUGGCUAAGAUAUGCCCACAAAAGGACAGCAUAAUAUCAAUGUCAGAUGCCAGAGGAACUGGAGUGUACAUUGCACAUGAGGUUUUCUUCAAGAGAUUUGGCGGAGUUUCUCAUAAAUCAGAUGUUUAUAGUUACGGAAUGUGGGUUUUGGAAAUCGUUGGGUGUCGAAAAAAUAUUGAUGCGAAAUUGGAACAUAGUAGUGAGCAGUAUUUUCCGCAUUGGAUUUACAAGCAACUCGAGGAAGUUGAAGAGAUCGAUCAAAUCGACACCACAAACAACAACGAGGGAUCAGUACUCAAAAGGAAGAUGGUUGUAGUGGGUUUAUGGUGCAUACAAACCAACCCCUUCACCCGACCAAAUAUGACUCGAGUUGUAGAAAUGCUCGAAGGAACACUCGACUUGCUGCAGAUUCCUCCGAUUCCAUCUCUUGCUUCUCCUUUGAGAUCACACGAAAUUUCUACCACUCUAGAUGAAAUCUUAUUAGGUGGACUUUUUGUAUCCUCCAUUUGAUGGUCUAGUUAGACAAUGUAGCCAUUAUAGUGAGCUUUUUAGCUUUGUGUAAAUGAUUGUCUCCAAUAAGUGCAACAUAAUUUGCUAGUUAAUUCGCUUAUGUUAUAUUUGGAAACGAUGAUUAUUGGUUUAAUUUCAUGUUUGGCAAAUCAAUGAAUUCAAUUUUGAAUUGAAGUCAUUUCUACCAUUGUAUUAAAAGUAGAUAAAGUUAA